CCCUGCUUUCUGACCCUUCACGGUACGUCGUGUCACAAGUCAAUCAUUUCAAGUCUGUUGUUGGUCGUGCCCUUUCCUCUUUCAUCGAACUCGACGAUUACCCAACAACUUGCCUGUUGCAACACGUGAAUAUGACAUGCCCAUCUCGGUCGCGACUCCCAAGAGACAUGAUACCUGGACUUUCCGGACGCGCAGCAGUGUCGAAGUACUCCUUGGCAUUGAGGCAGUUCGACCGCACCAGAAGCCUGAGGGGAAGUUUAGCGGCACAUCUUUUGAAGAAUCAUGCAGUGGAGUUGCUGGUUCUAUGGUGCUGGCAGAGCUCGCUGUGACUGGCCGAGCCACAGCGCCCCAGCUGAGGAUGGCCCCCAGCCACUACAAUCAGCCCCCUUUUGGCGACCCCUCCAGGCGUCGUCAGCCCGUGCAUCGCCCCUCGUGGUCACUCCUCCCACCUAAAGACUGCCCUGGUGGCACCUGCGAGUCAAUUGCAACCCACUGCACGGGGCGUCCACGGGCGCCCCCAAUCAAUAAUUUUUGACUCAGGGAUCACCGCCGGCUGCCUCCCUCCGAGUCCUCCGCUGCCAGUUGCUGCCCUUCACUAUCACCUGCACUAACGAAAACUGGCUUUGUUCCCGCCGUUCCCUUCCCUUCGCCUCUGGGUUUUGCCGAAGGCUGCCAGUGCGGGCCUCUCAAUCAUCCGUCCGCCUCUGCCUCUUCCCCGGCCCAAAACAACACCAAACCCUUUUCUCUUUCUUCUGCCCCCGACCUUCCACUCCCACCAGCCGGCCAUACAGAAAGAGGUUACUUCCUCUGUCUUCCAAACCCACUCCUAUCCCAUUGCAGUCUGACUGUUGCACAUCCUUUUCAUCCACAAAAGCUUGAUCUGGAUCCAUUGACGAUUUGUCAAGCCCCGGAUUUCCUUUUGCGCAAUCCACCCUGCGACUGCGCGCGUGCGCUCGCCCAACUACCCUCGUUUCGCGUAUGUGAUUGUGACCUGCUCUUCACGCGUCCCACCUCGAAUAAUGUCGACUCUCUGUGAAUUCCAUCCUUGAGCAAACCAGGCGUGUCGCAUACUGUUGUCAUUCACUGCUUCAGUAGGCCGACCAUUCACUGACCGUCACUGCGAUAGUAGGCCUCGUCACGAAGCGCGCCUGGCCCCCUAGGUCCAACCUGAAUAUUUUCCAAAAAAGGCACACAUCUGCAUACUCGAGUCAUCCUCGAUAAUAUAUUAUGGCGGACAUUACCGAUCCCUCCGCGACUGGCAUUGACCAACCUUCUCCUGGCGACGACCUGGCUGGCAAUGGUGUCGACUCACGCGGAACCAAGCGGCCAAGAGCCUCCAUGGCGGGCGAUGAUGAUGAUGACGAUGAUGAAAAGGGAGGGCGGGAGCGCAGAAAGAUCGAGAUCAAGUUCAUCCAAGACAAGUCCCGGCGUCACAUCACAUUCUCUAAGAGAAAGGCUGGUAUUAUGAAGAAGGCAUACGAGUUGUCGGUCCUUACUGGAACUCAAGUCUUGCUUCUCGUUGUUUCCGAGACCGGCCUGGUCUACACCUUCACCACCCCCAAGCUUCAACCUCUCGUCACCAAGGCAGAAGGCAAGAACCUGAUUCAGGCGUGCUUGAAUGCCCCAGAACCGUCUGGCAACGAAAAUGGUGUUGACGCCGGUGAUGAUGUCGCUUCUCCCGAUGACGUCCCUCAGAUGCCUCCAGCUGCUGCUGGUAUGCCUCGCCCUGCUGCUCAUGGUGGUUACAUGACCCAGGAACAACAACAACAAGCCUUGUACUACCAACAGCUGCAACAGCAGAAUCAGAGCGGGCAGUAUGCAGGCAUGCCACAAAUGCCACAGCAUCAACGCGCAUAAUGAACACGAAACUCUCUCCACAUAAUGAUACCCUUUGAAGUGCGGAGGUUAGCGCUAAUGCAGCUUGCGACAUUCCAAUGGUGAUGGCGGGCUUUUUGAUUUGCAAGUGCUGUCUGGUGGCAAUCUUGCAGGCCUUCAUCUACUCAACUCCCGACUCCUGCUCAGGGUCGGCAUUUCUAACUUUCCACCUGCUGUGGCACUGAAUGCAUGACCAGAUCUGGGAUGCUUCGGUUGUCACCAUGGGUGGCAUCCAUUAUGCUCUUCUGCUCUUUGUGUGGUUCGUCCUGUUUGACGUCUGGGCGGGGGAUAAAGUGGGCAAAGACGAAGACGAAGACGAAAGAACAAAGUCUGUGGGAACCAUGACCAUAUCAUACUCUAGGGCGAUGAAAAUGCCAGAAAGGAAAAACCCAGAUUCAUACGAGCACUUCAGUCUCUAUUCCAACUUGUUUUGAGGGAUAUUAAUAAGACGUUGUUUCUUUGUGUUGACAUGAGCCUGGUUCUCGUAGUAGUCGACUGCGAUUGCGCUCAAAGUCUAGACCUUGGUCUGGGACACAUGCGUGCGACCUUCUUUUGCAAGGAUAAGAUUCUUUGGAGAUGCCAGCCCGCUUUCCCUGAACAUUUUCUUCUUUGGCUUUCAGGUUGGUUGCUGCCAGCCAAGCAUAACUGCACCCGAGUACAAACUGCUUGUGGUCAGCGAAAGUGCACGAUCUCCCCGGCUUUUCUGAUGGUUUGCUCCUGGCAAGAGGUGCUUCGAGCUUCAGGUUGUGAAGCCGCCUAUAUGUUCCUGGCAGCAAUGGUGGACGUACUGUACAGUAGCUACCGGGUCCGAUACUGACAAAACUUGCAUUCAGGUAAGUAGUAUUAGUUAUAGUUAUACUUUGCAGACGA
Molecule: messenger RNA, 2745 nt
Organism: Exophiala dermatitidis NIH/UT8656
Lineage: Eukaryota; Fungi; Ascomycota; Eurotiomycetes; Chaetothyriales; Herpotrichiellaceae
Product: MADS-box transcription factor
Exons: 4
Coding region: 1228-1857 (209 amino acids)
Biological process (GO): positive regulation of transcription by RNA polymerase II
Molecular function (GO): DNA-binding transcription factor activity, RNA polymerase II-specific; RNA polymerase II cis-regulatory region sequence-specific DNA binding; protein dimerization activity
Source: RefSeq, a predicted model, not a curated record